UAUUUUAACUUUGGAAACUUCAGUCCAACAUUUCUCAGAACUCACACUCCUCACUUCUCCAUGAUCGCUACACCACCAUUCUCUCAUCGAUCGCCACACCGCCAAUUCGCCGCCAGCUCGCUACCACUUUAAUUAUGUAAAUUUCAGCUAGCUUUUCAGAUUCGGAAUUGAAAUAACCAUUUUAAGGUUAAAAAAGUGUCACUGCUCUUUUUUUUUUUUUUUGGAUUCUCUCAUCUCAAUAUGCACAGAUCUGAAACUUUAUACAAAUUUCUGAUUGUAUCAACUAGGUAAGUUCAUUUGUUUGCUAUUUGUAUAGUUGCAUAGAGAUAGAAUUAGGUUAAUUUUGUUGUACUUCUCAAGGAUGAAAAUUUUGAAAUGAACUGCACUAACCUACCAUUUUUUUUGUAUUUUGUGGUAGAAUUAGGUUAACUUUGUUAUAUUUUUCGUGGUUUAGUUAUUUGUGCUGGUAUUGUGUGGUAGAUUUGGGUUUUCUAGGAUUUAUGGUGACUUGAUAAAAUUGUUUAAAUUUAAGAGUUACUUAGUAUUAUGUUAAAUUUUGUAGUUAUUAUGGUUGCUGCAAAAUGCUUUAGAAGUCAAAUUAUUUCGUGUUUGUUUUUCGGCAGUGUGUUAUGUCUUGAUGUGUGUUUGUUUCUUUACUUUUUACUUUUUGUUUCCAGCUGGUGUUCUUGUAUAUCUGCUGUGUGAUGUUGGUAAUGUUACUGUUGUGUGUUGUGUUAUCUUGGUAAUGUUACUGUUGUGUGUUGUGUGACUUUUGAGGCUCAACUUGACAACAUUGAGAAGAGAUUAGAAGGAGCAUUCAGGAGCCUGAUUAGAUCGAGGAGCUCACUCCUGAAUGUUUUCUCCAGCUAAUCUGAAAGUUCCUACUCAGAAUCUAUAAAGUUAUCACUUUUUUCUGCUCUUUGAUUCCCUCCUAACAGGUGAAUGAGGCAAGUGCUAGUGCUAGUGACAUUCUGGCCGGGGCACUCCAUGAUAAUGGUCGUGCAAUCCUUGUCGGGCAUAAGACUUUUGGGAAAGGAAAUAUACAGAGUGUUACACAGUUGAACGAUGGAUCGACUCUAUUUGUUACAGUAGCCAAGUAUUUGUCUCCAGCACUUCAUGAAAUCUAUCAAGUAGGAAUAACACCUGAUGUACAACUUUCUGGACAGGAGAAGUUCAGGACAUUGACAAGCUCCUACUUCAAAUGUGCUCAUGGGAUCAUUCUUGUUGACACUCUUUCUUGGACAUCGCACUUUUUUGACUUUGGUUUCAGUGAACAUGCUGAAAAAUUUGGUUAUGGUGUUGUUGAUCGUUUUGUUGGACAUGGUAUUGGGACAGUAUUUCACUCUGAACCACUCAUAUUUCAUCACCCCAUGCCAAAGAUUAAACGUUUUAAGAAUCCACUAAAGUCAGCUAGUGGACAUGCUUCAUCAUCAACUACUCCAGUGGCACAAGACCUCCAAGUUGCUUCAACAAAUCCCUCACAAGCUGAUGGAGUCCGACAACAAGAACAAACUCCAAUUCUCCCGCAGCAAGAACAAGCUCCAAUUGCCCUGCAGCAAGAACAAGCUCCAAUUCUGCCUUCUAAUUCAAGUGCAGCAUCUCUGCACCCACAUCCAUCUGCACGAUAUUGGAGAGUAAAGGCUAAAGAUUCAGAAAACGCUAUCAAGCAGAUUAAUGUCAAGGUUAAUGAGGUUAAUAAUCUAACUGUUGGAGAGCGCAUCAUUGUGGACUUUGACGCAUACAACUCCGCAUAUGGUGAUGCACAGGGACUGCUCGCUGGAUAUUGUGGAUCAUUGGCAAUUGAUUGUAAUUUGUUCCCAAUUAGUUUUGAGAGGUGGUCAGGGCAAUCAGGCAUGCCUAAGAAGUACAUGGAAGACUGCUUUGAAACAAUAUUGAAGCCUCGAUUUCUUUUCCGGGUUUCUGAGUCCAUUGCAUACAAAUAUUGCAAUAGUAGCAUUUCAAUAAAGACGGCUACACAUAGGCAGAGAUUGUGGAAUGAAUAUUUUGACCCUGCAGGAAACAAAAAUGAGAUCAUUAGUAAUGUGCCAUCUGGUAUAAAUAAAGAUCAAUGGGCUAGUUUUGUUGCUUACCGUCAGAAACCAUCAACAAUUGAGCUUUGUAGAAAUAAGGAAAUUCAGAGGAAGCAAAAAAUGCCACACACUAGUGGUUCAAAGGCUAACUCGAGAAGACGUUAUGAGAUGUUUCUGGAAACUGGUAAAGCUCCUAGUCGCGGAAAAAUGUUUAUUGAAACUCAUAAGAGAAAGAAUGGAUCAUUUGUGAAUGCUGAGGCUCGGACUAUAGGGGAACAAAUUGAGUCACAUAUGACUCAAUUGUAACACUAAUGAGUCUGAAGUUUCCCCAGAAGAUAUUGUUGGUAAGAUAUUAGGAGCAGAACACUCUGGGAGGGUAAGAUGUAUGGGUAUGGGAGCAGCUCCAUCAAACACAUUCUUGAAUACAAAGCGACGACUUAGC
Solanum tuberosum (potato) is the source of this 2472-nucleotide messenger RNA. RefSeq lists its product as uncharacterized. Bases 1371 to 2336 code for a protein of 321 amino acids. Lineage: Eukaryota; Viridiplantae; Streptophyta; Magnoliopsida; Solanales; Solanaceae. The record is from RefSeq and is a predicted model, not a curated record. The transcript is spliced from 10 exons.